This is a messenger RNA of Hypoxylon trugodes, 2659 nucleotides long. Its product is annotated as DNA mismatch repair protein MutL. Lineage: Eukaryota; Fungi; Ascomycota; Sordariomycetes; Xylariales; Hypoxylaceae. Gene Ontology annotation, molecular function: ATP-dependent DNA damage sensor activity; ATP binding; mismatched DNA binding. The record is from RefSeq and is a predicted model, not a curated record. Gene Ontology annotation, cellular component: MutLalpha complex. Gene Ontology annotation, biological process: mismatch repair. The coding region runs from base 271 to 2418 and encodes 715 amino acids. The transcript has 3 exons.
CGUAAACCUUAGGUACUUUCAAGGAAUAACCCGAUAGGAUAGUUCUUUCCUUUAAACUAACAUUCGUGAUCUUUUUUCCUCCAUACGGCAGUAACGAAUACGGGGAUUAACCAAUCUUAUUUCAACCUUCAGGCAUCUCCACCAAAAUAUACACGUCGCGAAAUCCUAACUUGACCUCUCAAGGCGACAUGGGAAUACCCUCUAUGACAUAUCCUAAAGAGGAUCCUUGAUUAUACCGAUUGAAUUAGCGGCCUCAGUAAAAUCGCUACGAUGGUUGAUGCGAUGGAUAUUGAUGAACCGAGGGGCACCAAACGAAAAGCCCCGUCCUCAAUAGAUGAGGGCGCUCCUCACCGAAUUAAGGCGCUGGACCCAGAUGUUGUAAAUAAGAUCGCCGCCGGCGAGAUUAUCGUAGCUCCAGUACAUGCUUUAAAGGAAUUAAUUGAGAACGCUGUUGAUGCGGGAUCCACCUCUCUAGACGUCGUUGUCAAAGAGGGCGGCUUAAAAUUAUUACAGAUCACUGAUAAUGGUCAUGGAAUUGACAAGGAAGAUCUACCGAUCCUCUGUGAAAGGUUCACCACUUCUAAACUCAAGAAGUUUGAGGACCUAAGCAAUAUCAGUACCUAUGGCUUCCGAGGUGAAGCCCUUGCCAGUAUUAGCCACAUAGCUCAUCUUACGGUGACUACGAGGACGAAGAACUCGGAUUAUUCAUUCCGCGCACAUUAUGAUGGUGGUAAGCUGUCUCCUGCAAAACCUGGCCAAUCGGCCGAACCUAAACCUACCGCCGGGCGAAUUGGUACACAAAUCUCAGUAGAAGACUUGUUCUACAAUGUCCCAACACGGCGCAAGGCCUUUAGGUCGCCCUCCGAUGAGUACAACAAGAUCAUUGAUAUGGUCGGACGUUAUGCCAUUCAUUGCGCCGGUGUCUCCUUCUCUUGCAAAAAGCACGGUGACUCAGGUACCUCAAUCACUGUGCCGUCGCAAGCAUCCACGAUAGACCGCAUACGUCAAAUACAUGGCGGUGCCGUUGCAAGUGAGUUAAUAGAAUUUACCGCCUCUGACCAACGCUGGGGAUUUAAAGCUUCGGGUUGGGCCACAAAUGCGAACUACCACAUUAAGAAGACGACUCUCCUCCUCUUUAUUAACCAUCGUAGUGUGGAAUCUUCAAACAUCAAAAAGGCCGUGGAGCAGACAUACUCCGCAUUUCUUCCCAAAAAUGGACACCCAUUCGUUUAUCUCAACCUCGAGGUCGACCCCCAACGAGUUGACGUCAACGUCCACCCGACGAAGCGAGAGGUUAAUUUCCUGAACGAGGAUGAAAUUAUCCAAUGCAUCUGCGAAAAUAUUCGUGACAAGUUGGCGGCAGUAGAUACAAGUCGCACAUUCAUGACGCAGACGUUACUUCCAGGAUCUAUGCUUUCUGAUGCUCCGAUUCUGAAAGAUGUUAGCAGCCCUGCCGCGAGAACCCCCGGCAGCGUCCGAAAAAAGACGAGGCCUAAUGAAAAUUACUUAGUUAGGACAGACGCUUCAUUGCGCAAAAUUACCAGCAUGUUCCCGACUGCCCCAGGAACAUCGAGCAAUGACACGACUGAUGCUGGCCAAGAGCCGGUCUAUGAAACGACAGACCGUGAGCCGAUUCUCUGUCGGCUUACUAGUGUUCGCGAGCUCCGCUCUGAAGUCAGGGAUGAUAUGCAUCACGAACUCACUGAAAUUUUCGCUAAUCAUACCUUCGUGGGCAUUGUGGAUGAGAAACGGCGAUUAGCCGCCAUUCAGGGAGGCGUCAAACUGUUUCUCAUCGAUUACGGUCGCGCAUGCUUUGAGUAUUUUUACCAAGUGGGGCUCACUGACUUUGGUAAUUUCGGUACUAUCAAGUUUCAACCUGCACUUGAUUUACGCGAAGUGCUGAAGAUCGCAGCCGAGCAGGAAAAAUCUACUGCCACGAGCGAUAAUGAUUUUGAAGUAGACGAAGUUGUGGAAGCGGUGGCGGAGCAGUUAAUCGAAAGAAGAGAAAUGCUGAUUGAAUACUUCAGCUUCGAGAUCACACCGGCUGGCGAGUUAUUGAGUAUCCCGCUUCUCCUUAAAGGUUACACACCUUCGAUGGCGAAACUCCCACGAUUCCUACUCCGCCUUGGCCCCCGCGUGAACUGGAUGGACGAGAAAUUGUGUUUCGAAACUUUCCUAAAGGAAUUGGCGACAUUCUACGUCCCCGAACAGCUUCCGACUCUCCCGGGAAGUGACGAGACAGAGGAAGAUAUCCCAGAUGAGAUCAGGACAAGGAGAUCUCAAAUUCGCCGCGUAAUAGAACACACAUUCUUCCCGGCAUUCAAGGCGAGAUUAGUGGCAACGAAAUCAUUCAUGAAAGGUGGUGUACUUGAGCUAGCAAGCCUCAAGGGCUUGUACAGGGUCUUUGAGAGGUGCUGAUUUCUACGCGGAUAUGCGAUACCCAAUAGCUUUGUAAAUAUUUAGGAAGAUUGACCAAUACGGAGAGAUGGAGGGUAACUAUGGCGUACAUAUCUGCCAUCAUCGUAUUAUACCUUCCGGGCGCUUUUGAUGGGAUGUGCUAUGUGGUUGCUGUAUCAUAGGGAAUGGUGCCGUUACUCAAGCCCCUACCAUUGAUUAAAUUGACCAUACCCGAUGAAUUAAGACUGCAUUGAGUAAAGAA